CUCCGCUUCUCCCUUCCCUUCCCUCCUCUCCUCCCCAAAUCCCACCGCCGACGCAGCCAAUGCGGGCACGGAGAAUCUAGCCGCGUGUCGCCAUGCCGCCGCCCUGCCCAUCCACCGCCUUCUUCCUCCUCCCCCUCCUCCUCGCCGUCCACCUCCCGCCCGCCGCGGCCGCCGACAGCCGCCACGCGUCCACCACCGCCGCCCCCUCCUACCGCCGCAUCUCGUGGGCGAGCAACCUCACGCUCCUGGGCUCCGCCUCGGUCCUCCCGGGCGCGGUCGCCGUCGCGCUCACCACCAACUCCAGCGACGGCAUCGGCGCCGGCCGCGCCCUCUUCUCGGAGCCCGUGCGCCUCCUCCUCCCGCAGCCCGACCCGCGCGCCGCCCCGGUGCAGGCCUCCUUCUCCACCCGCUUCACCUUCCGCAUCACCCCGUCGCCCUCCUACGGCGACGGGAUCGCGUUCGUCCUCACCUCCUCGCGCACCUUCCUCGGGGCCUCCAACGGCUUCCUCGGCCUCUUCCCCUCCGCCUCCGCCUCCGACGACGGCGAGCUCGCCGGCGUCUACACCGUCGCCGUCGAGCUCGACACGCACCGCGAUGUGGCGCUGCGCGACCCUGAUGGCAACCACGUCGCGCUCGACGCGGGCUCCAUCUUCUCCGUCGCCUCCGCGAGCCCAGGCGUCGACCUCAAGGCCGGCGUGCCCAUCACCGCCUGGAUCGAGUACCGCGCGCCGCGCCGCCGCCUCCGCGCUUGGCUCUCCUACUCGUCGUCCCGCCGACCCGACAAGGUCGCGCUCUCGGUCGACGUCGACCUCUCCGGCCUCCUCCUCACGUACAUGUACGCCGGCUUCUCGGCGUCCAAUGGCGAAGGGACCGCGGUUCACGUCGUCGAGAGCUGGACCUUUCGCACCUUCGGCUUCCCCAACACCACGCACGCCUCGGCUUCCCCGAUUCCUUCGCCACCGCCCAAUCCCAAGGACCAGGCGUCGCUCAAGAGCCCACUGCCGCUUCCAAAAAACAACCACCACCACCAUAACCUAUUCUACACGGUGCUGGGCGGAGCCCUCGGUGGCGUGGUCUUGCUGGUUCUUGUGGUCAGCAGCUCUAUUCUAUGGAUUCGCCAUUCAAAGCGCCGCACAGGUGAAAAAACUGCUGUGCUGUUCGACGACAAGAACUUCCGUGGGAUGCUGUCCAUGGAGGUGGUACGCGCAGCAACAAAGGAUUUCGGCAGUGAAAAUGUGAUCGGCAUUGGUGGCUCUGGCGCGAUUGUGUUUGAGGGGGUUCUCCCUUCUGGGUCAAGGGUUGCUGUCAAACGGUUCCAAGCUAUGUUACCGUGCUCAAAGGCGUUUUUGAGUGAGCUUCGUGCCAUGCUUGAUUGCCCACACCACCCCAAUCUUGUGCCACUCCUUGGAUGGUGCUCCAGUGAGCAUGACCUGGUUCUUGUUUACGAGUUCAUGCCCAAUGGUAAUCUUGACAGUGCACUACACACAAAGGGUGGAGCAACACUUCCCUGGGAGGCACGGUUUAGGGCGGUGCUUGGCGUUGCAUCCGCACUUACAUUUCUGCAUGAUGAAUGUGAGCACCGCAUUCUUCAUCGUGAUGUCAAGUCAUCAAAUGUGCUGCUCGAUGGAGACUUCAAUGCUCGGUUAGGAGAUUUUGGUCUUGCUCGUGUGGUGAGCCAUGGCGGGGUGCCCUUGGCAACACAGCCAGCGGGCACACUGGGAUACCUCGCACCUGAGUAUGUGCAUUCAGGUGUGGCAUCAGAGCGGUCGGAUGUUUACAGCUUCGGAGUGGUUGCUUUGGAGGUGGCCACUGGCCGGAGACCAACGGAGAAGGGAACCGCAGUUGUUGACUGGGUGUGGAGUCUCUGGGGUCGUCGUAGGCUGGUUGAUGCAGCAGACCAGCGGCUUCAGGGACGAUUUGUCGCGGAGGAGAUGCGGCGGGUGCUGCUUGUGGGCCUCUGCUGUGUGCAUCCGGACUGUAGGAAGCGGCCUGGUAUGCGAAGGGUAGUCAGGAUGCUUGAUGGUAGUGCACCCAUGACACUGGUUCCAGAUAAGAAGCCACCAGUUGUACUGAAGUCACCACUAAAUCAAACAUCGUCAGUGAACACCAUGGAUACUAUCAAUACUGCAUUUUACAGCUGUCGCUAGACACAUAUACAAGGUAGGCUUGUAAAGAAGAACUUUCUUAUCCAUAUGUAGUGGUGCUCUAUCUGCUGCUAGUUUUGAUGUAUAUGUGAUGGUAAUGUUUUGUGAAUUCUUAGCAUUGCACCAGCUAUAGGUUGAACAUUAGAUAUGUGUUGAAUGUUGCAUACUGUUGUUUGGGAAGGUUACUACUGGUGCACUGCCAAUGACAUCGACAUCUUAGGAAUUAGGGAAGCUAUUGAAAGUGUUGUUUUCUGGUGCAAAUUGCAGCGAGAUAUUUCAUAGUUAUCUUGGCUGAGAUUCAGGUGUCAUAUAUAUGAAGAUAGUUUUCGUAAA
Molecule: messenger RNA, 2477 nt
Organism: Hordeum vulgare subsp. vulgare (domesticated barley)
Lineage: Eukaryota; Viridiplantae; Streptophyta; Magnoliopsida; Poales; Poaceae
Product: L-type lectin-domain containing receptor kinase S.7-like
Exons: 1
Coding region: 93-2147 (684 amino acids)
Biological process (GO): protein phosphorylation
Cellular component (GO): plasma membrane
Molecular function (GO): ATP binding; carbohydrate binding; protein kinase activity
Source: RefSeq, a predicted model, not a curated record